This is a messenger RNA of Penicillium argentinense, 792 nucleotides long. RefSeq lists its product as uncharacterized. The record is from RefSeq and is a predicted model, not a curated record. Bases 1 to 792 code for a protein of 263 amino acids. The transcript has a single exon. Lineage: Eukaryota; Fungi; Ascomycota; Eurotiomycetes; Eurotiales; Aspergillaceae.
AUGGGUUUCAUCUCCUCCGUGGCCCGCUGCGUCCGCGACAACAAACUGUCCCGCAAGCUAUCCACCAACUCCAGACCCCAGCGUCUCGAGGACGAUUACAACGACCUCAUCAAGAUCUCCUCCAACGACAUCUCCCUUGCGCGAGCGGAGAGUAUUGCCUCGGUCUCGACGAUUGUGCAUCGAUCGGCUCACGAACCGGUCCUGCCCACCGAGUCACCGACACAGCGGAAACAGCUCAGCCCGGCCGAGUUGAAUCUGAAUAGUCAGAUGCAAACAUUGUUCGACAACAAGCAAACACUGGAUCACGCUAACUAUCGGGCUGCACGCGCGCUGUCGAGACCUGAGUAUCCUAUCUUUAAACUUGAGACCGUUCAGUCGCCGCACGAUACUCCGACGAGGAAACUACAAGAUCCGAUUGAGACGGGAGAGAUGAUGUUCGGUGAUAAUAAGGCUGCUGCUCGGGAGGGGAAGCUGUUGAAACGCCAACGGGAGGAAAAGGAUGAGAAGACAGCGGAGGAAGGGAAGAAGGGUUCGAAGUUACGGAGAUCCAUGACAGGCUUCUUCCGGAAGACCUACAGCUUCCGACUGCCACGAUCGCCAGUCUCCAUGAAGAAUAUGCGUACGUCAGCCUCACCUUGCUGGAUUGAUGUCGAUGCGUCCAGCUUGGCAGAUGAGGAGUGUUUAGUAUCGGAGAAGGAUGAGGAAAAGUGGUUGGAGGCGCAUGGACUGGGCGGAGGACGAGAUAUUGGUAUCUGGACUGCAGGUGGAGAGGGGAUGGGACGGAACUACUGA